UACCACAUGGUGUUAUGACAGUUAUUUACAGAUCAUAAUACGAUCUGAUCAAUGUUUUAUUGAUAACUUAAAGAUUUGUUAGACCUUGAUUGUUAAAUAUUAUAACAUGAUCAUAUCAGGAUAAUAUACUGGACCCACAAAAAGAACAUUCAUUACCAGUUUAAAAGAUCAUCUCUGCGUCUCUUCUGUGCUCUUGGUUUGUGGCUGAAUGCUCCAGGCUUUACCUCGGCUUGGCAGAGCCGUGGGGAGGAUUCGUCGUAUCGGAGCUCACCUUACCAGCAUGGCUGAAAAUGGCAGCACUUUAUCUGCCGACAACGAAGGGGCAGUGACAGCCGCCAUCAUCGUCAUCGGUGAUGAGAUCCUCAAGGGACACACAGCGGACACGAACAGCACCUUCCUGUGCAGAGGCCUGCGCAAGCUUGGGGUCAGCGUGCAGCGCAUCACGGUGGUCCCUGACGUGCAGCAGGUCAUCGCGAAGGAAGUGGCUGAGCUCUCACCCACUGUCACGCACCUCAUCACGGCGGGUGGCGUUGGGCCCACGCACGACGAUGUGACCUUUGAGGCCGUAGCGCUGGCAUUUGGCGAGAGCCUGCAUGCUCACCCGGAGCUCUCGCGGCUCGUUAAGCAGUUCUUCGGUAACGUCGACUCAACCAGCGCCACCAUGAAACUCGCCACGGUGCCUGCUUCCGCCAGGCUCAACUACGGCCGUGAUCCACAGACAGGCGAGCCUCUCCACUACCCGCUGGUCAGCGUCCGGAACGUCUUUAUGUUUCCCGGUAUCCCCACGCUUCUGGAACGUACCUUUAAUGGCCUGGGGCACCUCUUUGCCAGCCCGGGCACUGCUUUCCACACACGGCAGGUGUUCGUAGAUGCAGACGAGACAGAAAUCGCGCCUACGCUGACACGCCUGCAGUCGGAAUGGGGCAAAAGCGUAGCACUGGGGUCGUACCCCGACUGGCUGAGCAACUACUACCGCGUGAGGCUGGUGCUGGACACGGGUAGUUCUGAGGAAGUGGAGAAGGCACAGGCCAGACUGGAAGAGGAGCUGCCUAAAGGAAGUGUAGUGCAAUUGGUGCCUGAUUCUGUAGCCAUCGCACCUCAGGAGGUCUACUCACUCGCCAGUAAAGCAGGGUCACCGUUAGGGGAGAAAGUGGCUGCAGCUCUGAAGACCAUAGAGACGGCACUGGAUCAGUUUUCCACCGACCAGAUCUGUGUCGGCUUCAACGGAGGAAAAGACUGCACGGUGCUGCUGCAUCUCUACUACGCUGCACUGAAACGCCGCCAUCUAGAUAAUAAAGACAAAGUGAAAGCUCUGUACAUCCGAAUUGUCUCACAAUUCCCUGAGAUGGAACGGUUCCUGCAGGACACGAUUCAGAGGUAUGAUCUGGACCUGAUCUCAGUGGAGGGCAGCAUUCGACAGGCUCUAAAUGAGGUGCAGGAGAGGAGACCCGAACUCAAAGCCGUUCUCAUGGGCACCAGACGCACUGAUCCGUACUCACGUACCCUCACUGCCCUCUGCCCCACAGACCCAGGCUGGCCUCACUACAUGAGAGUCAACCCCUUACUGGACUGGUCAUAUCAUGAUAUCUGGUCAUUCCUAAGGAGCCUCCAAGUGCCUUACUGCAUUCUUUAUGAUAAAGGCUAUACUUCACUGGGCAGCAUGGACAACACAUUUAAGAAUCCGUCCCUCAAAGUGGUGGACAGCAGGGGGGUCACACGUUAUAAAUCUGCCCACCAUCUGGAAAAAGAGGAAGAUGAGCGCAGUUCAAGGACAUGAUGUUCAGAAAUUGUGGUCCAACAUUUGACUAGUUUUAAAUAAUCAUUAAAACAUAUAUGAAUAAAUUUUAAAUACUUA
This is a messenger RNA of Trichomycterus rosablanca, 1855 nucleotides long. RefSeq names its product flavin adenine dinucleotide synthetase 1 (gene flad1). Gene Ontology annotation, molecular function: FMN adenylyltransferase activity. Gene Ontology annotation, biological process: FAD biosynthetic process. Lineage: Eukaryota; Metazoa; Chordata; Actinopteri; Siluriformes; Trichomycteridae. The transcript has 8 exons. Bases 209 to 1777 code for a protein of 522 amino acids. The record is from RefSeq and is a predicted model, not a curated record.